This is a messenger RNA of Malaya genurostris, 617 nucleotides long. RefSeq names its product NHP2-like protein 1 homolog (gene hoip). The record is from RefSeq and is a predicted model, not a curated record. Gene Ontology annotation, biological process: mRNA splicing, via spliceosome; ribosome biogenesis; maturation of SSU-rRNA. The transcript is spliced from 2 exons. Gene Ontology annotation, molecular function: RNA binding. Lineage: Eukaryota; Metazoa; Arthropoda; Insecta; Diptera; Culicidae. Gene Ontology annotation, cellular component: small-subunit processome; nucleolus; precatalytic spliceosome. The coding region runs from base 169 to 552 and encodes 127 amino acids.
UGACAGAUACGUUUGAAAUCAACACAACACGAGGUGAAGCAGAAGCGCAAACAGUAUAAUUUUGUGAAAGACGGCCAAUGAAGCUACAAGCUGAGGCUUUAAUAAAACUACAGUUUGAAUUAAGUAAUUUGGUACCGUUUCCCACUAAAUAACGACUAAAAGCAUAAAAUGGCGGACGAAGUUAACCCGAAGGCAUAUCCGCUGGCGGACCAAGCACUAACGUCGAAGAUCAUGACAUUGAUUCAGCAAGCCGUCAACUAUAAGCAAUUGCGUCGGGGAGCUAACGAAGCAACCAAGACUUUGAAUCGUGGACUGGCCGAAUUCAUCGUGAUGGCGGCCGAUGCGGAACCUUUGGAAAUCAUUCUUCAUUUGCCGUUACUAUGCGAGGACAAGAAUGUUCCAUAUGUAUUUGUUCGCUCUAAGCAAGCUCUUGGACGUGCCUGUGGAGUCUCACGCCCGAUUGUGUCUUGUUCGGUUACGAUUAACGAGGGUUCUCAACUAAAGUCACAAAUUGUUACAAUUCAACAGGAGAUCGAGCGAUUAUUAGUUUGAACAUAAACUACUAAGAAUUUAAAUAAGUAGCUUUAAGAAGAAAUAAAAAGUUACAAUUAAUGAAA